Olea europaea var. sylvestris is the source of this 1260-nucleotide messenger RNA. RefSeq names its product CBBY-like protein. NCBI's taxonomy places the organism in Eukaryota, Viridiplantae, Streptophyta, Magnoliopsida, Lamiales, Oleaceae. Gene Ontology annotation, molecular function: hydrolase activity. The coding region runs from base 453 to 1100 and encodes 215 amino acids. The record is from RefSeq and is a predicted model, not a curated record. The transcript has 9 exons.
CCAAAAGAGAACUCAGAGAGGGAGUACAAUAAUGGCGGCAGCAGCAGCAGUAAUCCGUCCUCCCUUCACAAUUUCUUCUUCUUCUUCUUCUAAGAGUAAUUCUACUCUCCUUUCAAGAAAAUCUAUUAUUUUAUCAUCAACAAGUUCCAUAGUAGGAUGUUCAAGAUUGAACUGCAUGAUCAAGAACCAGAUGUCAACAAGCAAGAAGAAUGCUAGUGGCAGUAGGCUACUGGUGAAAUGUAUGGCUUCAUCAUCUGUUCUUCCAAAAGCCCUUUUGUUUGAUUGUGAUGGUGUGCUUGUUGACACUGAGAAAGAUGGACAUCGCAUUUCGUUUAAUGACACCUUUGCUGAAGAGUACCCUUGUAGGUUCAGUAUUGUUUUUAUGUUCAGGACAGCAUAAGGGAUCUGAUUAUAAAUCUUGGAUAUUGUUCUUUCUUUAACGUCAAUUUGAAAUGAGAGAGUUGGGUGUGACUUGGGAUGUUGAUUUAUAUGGUGAAUUGCUCAAAAUUGGGGGAGGAAAAGAAAGGAUGACAGCCUACUUUAACAAGGUGGGUUGGCCAGAAAAAGCACCAAAGAGUGAGGAAGAAAGAAAGGAAUUUAUAGCAUCACUUCACAAGAGAAAGACGGAAUUGUUCAUGGCCCUUAUUGAGAAAAAGUUGCUGCCUCUUCGACCUAGUGUUGCCAAGCUAAUAGACCAAGCUUUGGAAAAAGGAGUGAAAGUUGCUGUGUGCAGCACUUCAAAUGAGAAGGCGGUUUCUGCCAUAGUUUCAUUCUUGUUGGGGCCUCAGCGAGCGGAAAAAAUACAAAUAUAUGCAGGAGAUGUGGUUCCUCGUAAGAAGCCUGAUCCAGCAAUUUAUCUGUUAGCUGCCGACACAUUGGGAGUCGAACCUUCGAGUUGUGUUGUUGUGGAGGACAGUGCAAUUGGUCUUGCAGCUGCCAAAGCUGCUGGGAUGAAGUGUAUUAUAACAAAGAGUGGGUACACGGCCGAUGAGGAUUUCUUAAAUGCGGAUGCAGUUUUCGAUUGCAUAGGAGAUCCUCCAGAGGAACGGUUUGACUUGGCAUUUUGCGGUAGCCUUCUUGAGAAACAGUAUGUCAGUUAGCCUACUUCUCUGAUGGUCACCUUUCCUCACCCCCUCAGUGUAUUUCUCUCUUGAUCAUUUAUAAACAUGGUUAAUCCAAUAUUAUAUUUCUUCAUUUCUCUUAUAAUAUAGUAUGACAAGAACAACAUCAAUGUUGAGUCUUGCUUACAUUGAGAAAUUA